Molecule: messenger RNA, 1044 nt
Organism: Colletotrichum truncatum
Lineage: Eukaryota; Fungi; Ascomycota; Sordariomycetes; Glomerellales; Glomerellaceae
Product: potassium channel regulatory factor
Biological process (GO): generation of catalytic spliceosome for second transesterification step; RNA splicing
Cellular component (GO): U4/U6 x U5 tri-snRNP complex; U2-type post-spliceosomal complex; U5 snRNP
Source: RefSeq, a predicted model, not a curated record
AUGGAUUUCGCCGCGCUGAUGUCCAAGGAGCUGGACAAGUCGAAAGGGUCUAGCUCAUCGUCGUCCUCCUCAAAGUACGUCAAGCGUGCCGAUGUCGAAGCGAAGCGAAAAGAGGAGUACCUGGCAGAGCAAGCUCGUCUUGAGGAGGAACGCGAGAAGAAGGCUGCCGCGAAACGCAAGCGGGAAGAAGAGGCUGCGGAAGAGCACAAGAUCCGGGAAGAGAAGCGCCAAAGGCUAGCAGAGGAGUCACGGAAACGAAGGGAAGAGCAAGAGGCCGAGGAAGAAAAAGCGCGGCGACGCAGGCUGGGCCUCCCCGACCUCGUCAAGGCCUCCAGCGAAGAUGUCACAGAGUUGGAAGAAGGCAUGGAAGAUGUGCCCGACGAGGAACUGUUUACAAAACUGCGCGAUCUGGGCGAGCCGGCAACGCUCUUUGGAGAGAGCCACGCAGCCAGACUACGGAGAUACAGACGUCUCACGACGGUAGUGACAAAGGGCCCGAUCCCAACGACGCUGCAGCUUGUCGAGGAGAAGGACAUGAAGGUCGCCGAUACGGUACCCAAGGACAAGGAGGGCCGACGUUGGUUGUUCAGGCAAUUGGCAUCGUACUUUACAAUGGUCCUGACGGAGUACGAGAAGGCAAUGGAGCAGGAGCGACGCGACACCACGGCCAGCAAGACAGCGUACAGCGCCAUGGUGCAGAGUCGCGAGAACCUGAAGCCGCUCUUCCGCAAGUUCGAAAAAUACGACCUGGACGACGACCUCCUCACGCCCAUCGUCGAGAUCGUCAAGGCCGCGCAAGAGCGCCGCUACGUCGACGCCAACGAUGGCUAUCUCCGCCUUUCCAUCGGCAAGGCCGCCUGGCCCAUCGGAGUCACCAUGGUGGGCAUCCACGAGCGCAGUGCGCGCGAGAAGCUGCAUGACGGUGAGCGUGGUCACGUCAUGGGCGACGAAGUCACGCGCAAGUACCUGCAGAGCAUUAAACGCCUCCUCACAUUUGCGCAGGUCCGCUGGCCGCCCACCGACGUGCGGCAAUUGAUGGGUUAA